GCCAGGGGACACGGGCAGGGACGCAGCGUCCCAGCCUGGGGGGCUCUCGAAAGCGGAGGAAUUGCCAGCAGGGAAUGUGUGAUGCAUUUGGGCUGUCCAGCUAUCCAGGCAGCAGUCACUGGGGUUGAGCUGAGAGUUGUCCCUUAGCUGCUGCAGCUUGAGUGCUCCCAAAUGCAGGGAUCUGGUGGAGUUUCCACCUGGCAGCACUUGGGCACCGGAGAGGCUUUCCCAUGGGCAGAGUGGCUUGUGCUUCAUCUUCUGGAUGCCCAAGGAAGGUGCUGUCGUUCUCCUCAAGCUCUUGAUACAGUCAGGAAAAUUAGAGGAGCUUCCAAAAGCAUAAGCAUAUCUGCAGGUCUGGAGCAGGAACUGUGGGGUUUGGAGCCAAAUGGGAGUUGGGAAGUUGGAGCUCAGCGUGCUGGUGUGGACCAUGUUCCCGAGGAUGUGGUUGGGAAUCUGCAAGACCCUGUGCCCUGCAGGGUCCCUUAAUUUUCUCCGGUGUGGGACAACUCCUACUCUGUGCCAGGUUUUGAUUGGCUUUCCGAAGAGGCAGUGUCCUAUAAAUUGCCUUCUCGACUCUGCUUCUGCCUUAUCACCAGCUGAGGCCCAGCACACCUGAAGGGGGAAGAUGCCAAUCGUCAGGAACCUGGGCAGAGCUGCCAGCCAGCUGCUGCAGAGCUCUGGCUGUGGCUGUGGGGUGUCCCUGGUGCCCGUCCGGGCCAUUGGGGUGUCCCCACGCCAGGUGGCCUCCGACGCCAGCUUCCACUCGGUGACGUUCUCCGAGUCGGGUCAUCCCCGGGUGCUAAUCACAGGUGGUCUUGGCCAGCUCGGAGUGGGACUUGCAAAGCUGCUCAGGAAACGCUUUGGAAAGAACAAUGUGAUCUUGUCUGACAUUAGAAAGCCUGCAGAUAAUGUUUUUUAUAGUGGUCCUUUUAUCUUCGCGGAUAUCUUGGACUACAAGAACCUGCGGGAGAUCGUGGUGAACAACCGCAUCACGUGGCUGUUCCACUACAGCGCCCUGCUCAGCGCCGUGGGAGAGGCCAACGUGCCCCUGGCCAGAGCUGUCAAUAUCACUGGUUUACACAAUGUUCUGGACAUUGCAGCCGAGCAUAACUUGAGGCUCUUUGUUCCAAGCACCAUUGGAGCCUUUGGACCCACCUCUCCUCGAGAUCCAACUCCUGAUCUCUGCAUUCAGAGACCAAGGACAAUCUAUGGAGUCUCCAAGGUCCAUGCUGAACUUAUGGGAGAAUACUACCACUACCGCUAUGGCCUGGACUUCCGCUGCCUCAGGUAUCCAGGGAUUAUCUCUGCUGAUUCCCAGCCUGGCGGGGGAACAACUGAUUAUGCUGUCCAGAUUUUCCAUGAUGCUAUAAAGACUGGCAAAUUCAAGUGUUACCUGAGGCCAGACACCCGGCUGCCCAUGAUGUACAUCGAUGACUGCCUGAAGGCCACGCUGGAGGUCAUGGAGGCCCCUGCAGAAGCCCUGACCAUGAGGACCUACAACAUCAGUGCCAUGAGCUUCACUCCUGAGGAGCUGGCCCAGGAGGUGCAGAAGUAUGUCCCUGAGCUCCAGAUGACCUACAAUGUGGAUCAAGUCAGGCAGGCCAUAGCUGACAGCUGGCCCAUGAACUUUGACGACAGCAACGCCCGCAGGGAUUGGGGUUGGAAACACGAUUAUGACCUCCCCGAGCUGGUGACCACGAUGUUUAGCUACCUUGGGUCUGACUCCAGGAUUGCCCAAGCUAACUGAAAUGCUUUCAGAUGUUUCCAGAUUUCCACAGAGGACCAGGAAGAAAUGGCUGAAUUUUAGUUUCUAAUUUUCUGAGUCUUAGAGCAUGUCAGUUACUAAUUUUCGUAAGUAGCAACAGAGUUGGGCAGAAACGUCCUGUAGCUGGAAUGUCCUUUAGAUACACAACAGCACUGGGUGCUGUCCCCAAACACAGCACUGCUGACAAACACAGGGUUCUUGAACAUUCACACUUAGGGAAAAACACCAAAAGUAACACUUACUCCUGGCUGAUGGCUUUCCAAUCAUUCCUGCCUCUUCCUUGGCAAACAGCAUUGGGAUAGCAUUGUCCAACCUGGCCUUUCAGGCAUAUCCCAAAAAGUUAAUGAUAGGUUUUGCAUUUUCCUGGUGGAGGAUGUUAGGUUUUAGCAAGAUCCUUUUUACUCUUUGCUUACAAAAGAGAUGUCAGAAGAGCUGUUUCAUGUUUCCAAAUUCCAGGGGGUUGUUGCAAUUCUAGUUUGAAAUCAAACUUUGCUCGAUAGCUCCUAUUUAUAUCUCUCUCUAGUGCUGUCUAAGCAUAGACUUUUUUAUACCUAGGGCAAACAGAGUAGCAUUCUUAUGAUGCUGCUUAUAAAUGUGAAGUGGAAUAGGACUUGAAUUCUCAUGAUGCUUUAAAAAAAAAACCCAGGGUUUACAAGCAAAGCUUUGUCCUGUUCUCUGCAAGUGCCGCUGCCUUCAGUGCAACCUCGGAGGGAGAGCUGAAAUCUGAAGAGCUGUUCCAUGGAUGUGAGUCUGGGUGGGAUUUCAGGGAGGCCAAGCCCCUGGCUGGGGUUUUUAGCAGUACUUUUGGUUCUCCCAGUUGUUUGGUGUCCCUGCACAGUGUCAGAUUGCCUGGAACAAGUUUUAAAGGUGGGCUGAGGAUGGAGCCUUACUGUAGAGUCUGGUCAGCCUUGGAAAUCUUUCCCGUUCACCCCAUUUUUCUCGUGCACUGUGUUUGUAGAUGCUGUUCAUGUGUAACUCAUUCCCUUUUAUUCUUCAGAGAGGGAUCCAGAAGCUGAAACCAUCUUCUAGCUACAGCUAAGGGCUGGUCUGCUCGUUGAGUUUCAUGCACAGGAGAUUCUGGGAUGAACAAGGGAGUUUUAGUAGAUGUGUGAGAGGAAGAGGUGUCUGUUCAAAAGGAGACUUCAGGAAAUGACAACCUGGAGAGACAGGAAAGUCAUUGUAGGUAAAAUAUGGAUGUGAGUCUGAGCUGUCAGCUACUCUAGCUGAGAAACAGCCUUUGGGAGCUUUGGACUUUAUUUUUUUCAAAGAAAAAAGAAAAAAUCUCAUUUUCAAAGUGACUGGAAAUUCCCUACAGGAAGCUUUUUUUUUUUUUUUUUGUCUUGUGUACUCCAGUAGUGUGUGUAGGUAAAAACAUUCAAGUUUUUUUGGUUUUGUUUGCUUUUUUUUUUUUUUUGCCUACAACUUGUUUGCUCUGUUUUCUGUGACGGUGCUUUGGUGGUUGUGAGUCUGUUGUGUUCUCUGUAUCCCUGCCACGAUCAGACUUUUUGUCUCUUUGUGCAGGAGUUCUCCUGCAGGGAAUAUGUUUCCUCACAAAAGUAACCUUCCAGUGAAGAUUCUGUGGUGAAACCCAGUUUUUUGAAACAUUUGUUACACUUGUAUCUCUUGGUUUUGUAUGUAUUUUAUUGUUUCAUCUGUGGGCAAAGUAGGAAUUUCCCGGGUAUUUAAGCUCAAGGGUCGUGGCUGAUACUGAAACAUUUUUAUAUUGUUUACGUUGUGAAAGGACAAGUUUUUAAACUUUAGCCACUGUUGUAACUCUCACCUAACUCAAGUGUAAUUUUUGGCCCAAUGGGCCAGUGGAGUCCGCCCGCCCUUCACACCCUUGGAGGAGAGACUGGCUGGGCUUGGUCCUCUGCCCUGCCCAAAAGGAUGGGAUCCAGACUGGAUUAUCUCCCAGGGGCCUGGAGCCAGCAGAUGAAGGGCUGGAAAGGAGCUGAAGUGUCUUGUCCACUCCUCAGUGCCUCUGUUCCACCCUGGGGAAGUGUAAAAUAAAGAGUUGUUGAUGGGUCUCACUCCAUUUCCUUGCAUCACUCAAAGUCCUGGGCUCUGAUUCCCCUCACCCUCAUUCCAGCUCCAGUUUAAUUGGAGUCAACAGGAGUGAGAGGCAGCAAUGUUCUUUCUUCUCAAACUGUCCUUGGUGGUGGAAUUACACAAAAGCCUUGGGACAGGUGUCACAGCAAAGGUGAAAUUCCAACCUGGCAUUUUGAACAGUUUUGGUUUUCCUGCUAAGAUGUUACUGGCCUCAUUUAGGAGCAGCCAUUUAAGCAACUUAAAUUUUUAAAAGUCUGAAAUAAACCAUGUUCCAGUAGAGAGUGGUCUGGAGGAAACUGGUGACAAUCAGGGAAUGUUAUUAAAUGUGGCUGCAAGGUCUAUUUCCUGUUUGAAGUUCCCAUUUUCAGUCUUAUCAAUGACCUGUAUGUUUUUUUCCCCCCCAUGUCUUCCACAUUAACUUCUCUUGUAAUGAUGUCACAGUUUUGGUUUUUUUUUCUGUAUUAAACCAACUUGAUGUGUUACAAAAUAUCUACCUUUUGCUACCAGUUGGAAAUUUGACUCCUGGACAGAGACUUCCUUCGUGACACUUGAGCACUGUGGCUGUUAAAUUACAUAUUCAGGACAAAAAAAAAAAAAAAGUAAAAAAAAAAAAAAAAGGGUUGUUAAAAAUAUUUUUUCAACUAUUGUUAGUUGUGGGUGAUGCCUACUUUAAUAAAAUCCUAUGCAGAUGGA
Messenger RNA from Poecile atricapillus (Black-capped chickadee), 4507 nucleotides. RefSeq names its product L-threonine 3-dehydrogenase, mitochondrial-like. Gene Ontology annotation, biological process: L-threonine catabolic process. The coding region runs from base 626 to 1747 and encodes 373 amino acids. Gene Ontology annotation, molecular function: L-threonine 3-dehydrogenase activity. The transcript has 10 exons. Lineage: Eukaryota; Metazoa; Chordata; Aves; Passeriformes; Paridae. The record is from RefSeq and is a predicted model, not a curated record.